Messenger RNA from Paramecium tetraurelia, 1938 nucleotides. RefSeq lists its product as uncharacterized. The transcript is spliced from 3 exons. Gene Ontology annotation, biological process: Golgi to plasma membrane transport. The record is from RefSeq and is a predicted model, not a curated record. Lineage: Eukaryota; Ciliophora; Oligohymenophorea; Peniculida; Parameciidae.
AUGAAAGGUGAAGUCGUCAAUUUGGAUCCAGAAACUAAUCCUAAAUUGAAGGAAAUCUUGGAUUUGCUUCUUUUAGCAGGCUAUUUUAGAAUUCGUAUUCCCUCAAUUAAGCCAUUUGAUAAGAUUUUGGGAGGUCUCAGUUGGUGUAUUACAUAAUCUAACUUUGCUAUUGAUAUUUAAUAUAAUGAUGACUAUAAUAUAGGGCAGAAGAUCAAGGUUUCAGAAUAAAUUGUCAAAUCUCUAAUAGAGAUGUAAUCCCCAUAUAAUCUUUAACCACAUUAAAUUUAAGGUCUAGAUUUGAAUGCCAUCUACCCUGUAAUUAAAUGGCUCAUCAAAUUUGUCUUAGAAACUAGAGAAUUUCGACAAGAUUAAAAUUAUAGAGUAAGUAAAUUAGUUGGUAAAAAUGCAAAUUAAGCUUUAUAUUAAUAAGAUUAAGAAGAAAAGAAGGCAAUCUAAGAAAUUGUAUCAUAAUUAGAUUUAUUAUAAGAUAAUAGAUAAACUAAGAAUUUGAAAAAAUUAUCAAAAAAAGACCCUUUACGGGUUUAUUCUACAUUAAUUGAAUAUGGAGAUUUAUCAAGUCAAAGAACUUAUAACAAAUUUUGUGCUUUGAUUUCAGGAAUUUAAAAAUAAAAAUAAGGAAAUUAGUAGAAUGUAAGCGCUGUUAAUAGCAAAACUCAAUAGAAUCCAACUUUAGCAUUCCAAUAAAAUUUAUUUCUUGAUGAAGUACCUGAAAAAAAAUAAACUAAUUAAAAUUAAUAAGUAACAUUAGAAUAGUUAACUAAUCUAUAAAAAGAGAAAAUGUAAUAGGCACAAGCAUAAAUAAAGGAAAUGUCUCAAAUAGCUGGUCCAUCGGCAGAAGCAACUUUGAAUGAAGAAGAAGGAAGGAAGUUUCAGAAAUUAUAAAGAAGAAAUUCUAUUGCUGGAUAAUCAUUAUCCUAGCUGAUUUCGAAAGAAAAAAUUGCUGAGGGAUUGAAAUAAUAAACUUAAGAAGAAGAUCAAGAAGUAGUAAAUACUGUAAACAUAAAGUUAUAAGAGAAAAUUAUUCUUGAAUAAUAAUUUAAAUUAUAACAAUAAAACCUUAACAAUUUAGAGAAAGCUAUAGAAUAGGAUAUGUAGGAAGUAGAGUAGCUGGAGUCAUAAAACAACUAAUUGACAGAAUAAAUAAAUGAAGAAAAAUCACGUCUUACUAAGAUUGUAGAUGCGCUAAAAGUAAUUGACUCAAAGACGAAAAAAGCAAAUCAAGUAGAUAUUAAAAGGGCUGAGGAGUAAGUUGCAAAAAAAAUCGAAUUGAAAGAAUAAAAAACAGAACUAAAAAAGGAGAUUAAAUAGGAAUAACAAAAAAUAGAGAAAGAAAAAGAAGAGGCUUUAAGGAAUAUGCCACAAGAAAAUGAUUAGGAAUUAUUAAAAGAGAUGAAAUCAUAAUAUAACUAAAAAAAGGAAAAAUUUGAAAAGAAGUUCUAGCAAUUUCAACUUUUAAAUUAGGAGAUAGUUGUCUUAGAAAGAAAGUUAGAAUCUUUUCCACAGCCUUCUGAAAUUGCCCAAUAUCAUCAAAGGUUUUUAGAACUAUACGAUUCGAUCAAUGAGGAGAUGGAAUCAAAUAAAAAAUUAUUAUUAAAGUAUAAUAAUUUACUAGAAGUGAAAUAACUGGCGGCUUAAUUUGUGGAUAUUUAUAGAACAUUUAAGGAGAAUUAUACCAAUAAUUUAAAGGAUAAAAAAGGAAAGAUUGAAUUAUCCUAAAAUUUAGAUUCUACCUACAAAUAACUAUAAAAAUAAUUAUAACUUUAUUAAGAGAAGCUAUAAUAAUCUGAGAACAAAAGAUAAAGUAUUAUGGAACAAUAUAGACAAGCUUUGGCAAUUGAAAGAGAGUAUUAUAAAUUAUUAAAGGAAAUUAAAUUUGAAUAUGAAAAGUACGAAUAAUAUACAAAUAAAAAUGAAUGA